Molecule: messenger RNA, 1053 nt
Organism: Cryptococcus wingfieldii CBS 7118
Lineage: Eukaryota; Fungi; Basidiomycota; Tremellomycetes; Tremellales; Cryptococcaceae
Product: myo-inositol 2-dehydrogenase
Exons: 8
Coding region: 1-1053 (350 amino acids)
Biological process (GO): NADPH regeneration
Cellular component (GO): cytoplasm
Molecular function (GO): nucleotide binding; oxidoreductase activity
Source: RefSeq, a predicted model, not a curated record
AUGGCCCUCUCCCAGAAGCUCAAGUACGCCGUCCUCGGCGUCGGCCGCAUGGGCCAGCGCCACGCCCUCAACCUCGCCCACCGCACCCCCCGCGCAGAGCUCGUCGCCAUCGCCGACCCCAAGCCCGCCUCCCUCCACUGGGCCACCGACUCCCUCUCCACCUCUGUGGGGCUGUAUACAGACUUUGAGCAGUGUCUGGCGGAGAGCGGGGCGGAUGCGGUGUUGAUCGCGAGUGAGACCAAGUUGCAUGCGCCGAUGACUAUUGCGGCGCUGCACGCCGGCAAGCAUGUGCUGGUAGAGAAACCCAUCUCUAUCGACUUGCAGACUUCACGAGAUGUGGUGGAAGAGACCAAAAAGUUCCCCGACCUCAAGGUCAUGGUCGGCUUCAGUCGACGAUUCGACGAGUCGUACCGGGAGGCUUACAAGAUGAUCAACACUGGCAAACUCGGCAAGCCCCACCUCAUCAAGUCUGCCACCAACGACCAAUACGACCCCUCCGGCUUCUUCGCGGCAUCUACAUUGACUGCGGCAUACGACAUCGACUGCGCCCGCUGGCUCCUCUCCACCUCCUCCAUCCCCAACCCCCUCAAACAAGUCACCCGCGUCUUCGCCUCCGGCCACAACAUCCGCCACCCCGAGCUCGUCAAAGACAACGACGUCGACAAUGCUGUGGGAUUUGUAGAGUUUGAGAAUGGUGGGAUCUUGAUGUUGCAUUUGAGUAGGACGGCGAUGCAUGGGCAUGAUUGUUUUGCGGAGGUCUUUGGGACGGAUGGGAAGGUUAUUAUCAACGGGAACCCGCAGCUUAACAGAGUGGAGAUCCGAGAUGUCCACGGUGUCCGAUCCGAGUCCACUCCCACAUACUACGAGCGAUUCAAAGACGCCUUCGUCCUCGAAGUCAACGAAUUCACCGACGCCGUUUUGGACAACAAACCCCUCCCCGUCAACUCUCUCGACGCGCUCGAAGCCGCCAAAAUCGCCACAGCCCUCACGCAUUCGUUCAGAUCCGGCCAGCCCGUCUACUUUUCGGAUGAGGGCGAGCCUUUGUUGGUUUAA